AUGUCAAGCCUCAAUUUACUUGACUCUAAUUCAUUAACUUCUCAAGACGAUUCACACGAUGAAAAAAUAACGCUUACAGAGACCAUCAAAGUUCCUGUAGAAAAGUAUCCAAGAUAUAACUUUGUUGGACGUAUCUUGGGACCUCGGGGAAUGACAGCUAAGCAACUAGAAGAAGAAACUGGUUGCAAGAUAAUGGUUAGAGGAAGAGGCUCUAGUAGAGUUUUGAACAAGAGAGAGUGUAACGGAGAAGUGGCUCCACUCCAUGUGGUCAUACAGUGCGAAGACUUCAAAUCUCGGGCACAUCAAAAAAUGAAAAAUGCAGUUGACGCUAUUAGCCAGCUGUUACAUCCUCCGCCAGAAGGAAAAGACGAGUUGAAGAGAAAACAACUAAUCGAAUUAUCCAUAAUAAAUGGUACUUACCGACCAACAUCUGCCACAAAAAUACCUCAGCAAUCUCCCAGAGUGCUAAGCCAGCACACAAGUAGUACAGAUUCAAAUCCAGAGUCCGAAUCUACACGAAUUAUUUCUUCUUUGAUUGACUCGUCUGCAAAGCAUUCUCGUGUUUUGGGUUAUAAUCAGAAGCGUUUUGAUCCCAUUCCUGAUCAAUCUUCACAGCAGUUGGCAUCAAUGGCUCAUAUCCUGUCUAUGCUACCUCCUAUGCAGCAGCAGGCUAUCAACUCUUAUUUGCUGUCAGAGUAUUAUAAAUACUUAUUAUCUUUCCCCCCAAGUCCUGAUCCAAAAAACAUUUCAUCAUUUAUGCCAACUCAGCCAUUAGAGGCGUUCAACAACUCAGCCUCAGCGCUUCACCCUCACUCCAUUAUCGCACAGGCGAAUUUACAACAGUAUUUACAAGCAGCAGCCAUGUUAAACUCCGUACCAUUUAUCCACGAUGGCUCAGGUGACUUUCAGAAGCCAAAGCGCCAUUAG
This is a messenger RNA of Auanema sp. JU1783, 927 nucleotides long. The record is from the annotation of a GenBank genome assembly. NCBI's taxonomy places the organism in Eukaryota, Metazoa, Nematoda, Chromadorea, Rhabditida, Rhabditidae.